Molecule: messenger RNA, 4665 nt
Organism: Saitoella complicata NRRL Y-17804
Lineage: Eukaryota; Fungi; Ascomycota; Saitoellomycetes; Saitoellales; Saitoellaceae
Product: WSC-domain-containing protein
Exons: 1
Coding region: 1-4665 (1554 amino acids)
Source: RefSeq, a predicted model, not a curated record
AUGAUGCCAUUCUAUACGUUGCUGGGAGCGAUCUUCGCUCUCCUCCGUCUCGUCCACGCCCUCUCGGACACUGACUACAUCACAGAGUCCGGAAGCAAUGCUCGUACCGGUUAUUCGACAACUCACAACAUGGACCCAGCAGUGGUCUCAUCGACCUCCUUCGGCCUUCUUUGGUCAAGACCGACUUACGGCGCCUACAAGGGCUUCCCGGAACAGUUUUACGCACAACCUUUGGUGUACACACCUGCAGGUCACUCCCAGGUUGUGUUUGCCGUGUCUGCGACGAAUUGGGCUUACGUACUGGAUGCGGUUACCGGUGUAAUCAUCAAGUCCCGCAACUUGAGCCCACCCUUUAUGGUGUCCGAUCUCAACGGCUGCAACGACAUCCUUUACACCGUCGGUGUCACUGGUACACCUUCGCUGGACCCUGAGACCGAUACCGUCUACUUCUUCGCUAAGACGUACAAGGACGGGACUGCGGACGUCGGUGGUGUUGCCAAUGCCAUCUACAAGAUGUACGCCCUCGACGUCUUAACUUUGGAGGACAGGGAUAACUUCCCCGUUUCCUUAGAGGGAUACAAUGCCUGGAACAAUCCCAAGAAGUACUUCGAAGGUGGCAAGGUUUUGCAACGCCCUGGAAUUCUAUUGUCCGACAAUGACGUCGUGUAUGCGGCAUUCGGCGGUCAUUGCGAUAUGUUCAACUACACCGGUUGGAUCUCUGGCAUUCACAAAACCUCUGGUGAGGUCGUGAAUUUGUGGGCGUCUGAGGGAGGUGAUGAGGCUACCGGAUUCGGAGGAGGAAUCUGGCAGUCUGGCACGGGUUUGACUCAAGAUGUCAGUGGUCGAGUGUUCUUCGUAUCUGGCAACGGUAACUCCGGUGUUCUUGGCAACAAUCCCGUCAGUGGUCGGAGUCCGCCUCACGCUUUGGAGGAGACCGCAGUGAACUUGAAAAUCGACCCGAACGGUACGGUCUACCCCGUCGACUUCUUCGCUCCCUACGACGCGGCAACGCUCAAUGCAGCUGAUCGUGAUUUGGGGUCUAUUGGUAUGAUUACCCUCGAUCCGUCUUAUUUCACUUCUGCGUCUGCCCGGCGUAUGGGUGCCAUCUGCGGUAAGAACGGUAAGGGUUACGUCCUCAACCUCGACAACUUGGGUGGUUACAAGACUGCAGCGGGAGGUGGUGAUAACGUUAUCCAAACCUUCCCUCUUACCAACUCUGUGUUCUCCGCUCCUGGUUCUUACCCUAACGAAGGUGGCUACCUUUAUUUCACACCUGCGGGAAACCCUACCGUUGCAUACAAGUUUUCCUUGGACGCCAACGGUAACCCCACCUUCACGUAUGCCGGUCAAUCUGAGGAUGUUGCGGCUGGUCGUCCUGGUACUGGCCAUCUGAGUGUUACCUCGCUUGACGGACAGCCAGGUACCGGAAUCGUAUGGUUGACUGACGUUGAAGGUGGUACCGUCCGUGCCUACAGCGCCGUUCCAGUCAACGGCAAACUCCAGCAGAUCUUCUUUCAAUCGCCUCCGCUUGUCAACAAGUUUCAACGUCCCGCUUUCGGUGACGGGCGUUUCUACGUGGGAAUGCAGAACACUCAAAUUCUCUGCUACGGUUCUCCUAUCAAUCUUCCGAUGAAUUGCACAAGUCCGAUGGACUUUGGAUCCGUGUACAAGGGCACGAAGGAAACGUUGAGGUUGAACUGCACAGCCAACAUCCCGCUUUCCAUCCAGGAUGUUACACUUGCUAAGAACAACUACUUCUCUCUUCCCACGGCUCCAACACUUCCUUCCCGGCAAUACGCUGCUGGAGAUGUGUUCACAAUGGACGUUACCUUUGCUCCGACCGGUCCGAUCUCCGUUUCUGGCUCCAUCAACAUAAAGACGAACAACGGAAUUAUUGGAUAUACGGAUAUCUUCCCCAUCUCACUCCGUGGAGUUGGAUUGAGCGCAGCUCCAUACCUUGCUGUCCAGCCUACCGUCAUGUCCUUCGAUGGUUUAGUCAUUGGCUCCGGCUCUAGUGUUGGUGGGCUUCAGAACUCUGUUCUUGUUCAAAACUUAGGUCAAGGAAAUCUUACCUUCAGCGACAUUUGGCUUCAGGGCUGUUUUAGCGACGAUGAUGACGACAACAUUGCUUCCGGUUGUGACCACAAUGUCACUGCCACUGGAAAUACCAUCGGGCCUUUCACUGUUUUGAAUAUGCCCCGUGCAGGUGACACCAUUCCGGGUGGUGGCAGUAUUUCGUUCAACAUCAAGUUUAACCCUGAUAGCACUGGGCAGUUCCAAGCUUUCCUGCGAUUCAUGUCUGACGGCGGGAACUAUUGGUUGCCCAUCGCUGGUUCCGCAGCCGGUCCUCCUCGGGCUGUUCUUGAGGUUGAGGAUGCCGAGGGGACCUAUCAGAAAGGCACGUACCUCGAUUUCGGACGCGUUUAUGCUGGAAGCACUGAAAUUCGAGAUAUUCGCGUCGUGAACGAGGGUGAUAGUGCACUUAUCCUUACCAAGUCAAAGCCACCUGUUUCUCCCAUCAUCGGAGCUCAGAGCCCUGAAGGGGACUUGCCAGAGACCUCCCAGAUCGCACCGAACAGUUCUUCAUAUGCCACGUUGUACUGCGCUGUUCCAGCCAACCAAGUCAACAUUCCUGAUCAGAAUUAUACAGGCCAGUGGAUCCUUAACACUAACGAUGAAUCCUGGGGUAUUCACAUUGUCGAGAUGAGCUGUGCUGGGGUGACGCCCCAACUUGGCCCCUUGAUGCCUGACGGCUACAACGCUCAGUAUCAGUACCUCGGAUGUUACAAAGACAGCACAGCCAAGCGUAUUAUGCCUACCAUGGCAUACUCUGACGGAAAUAAGAACGAAAAUGGCAUGUGCACGGCAGAAUGCAAGAAACUUGGCUUUGCCUUUGCCGCAAGCGAAUACGCGCAAGAGUGUUGGUGCGGAAAUACGCCUCCGUCCAAUCCAGUUGAUAUGAGUAACUGCAAUUACAAUUGUGCUGGUGAUGCUAAUCAGACAUGUGGUGGAUUCGGUGGGUUUGCAUCCAUCUUUUACGAUCAGCGGAAGUGGACACCAGCGAAUGGAUUCCUCGUCCAAGGAACGACGACUCCGGCAGCUCCGGCAGCUCCGGCCACAACAGCUGCCGGCCAAGGUGAUAUUGCCACGAUCGUGGCGCCCGUAGCGACAUCUUCUUCAUCGCCUAUCCCGUCAGUGCUUCCCGAUAACGCUUGGGACUACCUUGGGUGUGCAACUGAUUCCGUAGCCGCUCGUACUUUGCCGGUAGGAUGGUCACCUGGAGGCAUGACUUUGGAAUUGUGCAUGAACUACUGCGCCGCACAGAACUACACUAUUUCAGGUGUCGAGUACGCCCAGGAGUGCUAUUGUGGAAAUGCUUUGCAGAAUGGGGCUACAUUGGGUGCGUCUUCAUGCACAAUGGCCUGUGGCGGUAACUCUACCGAAAUCUGUGGUGGACCUGGUGGUUUGUCACUCUUCCAUUUCAAUGCCUCUGACGUCAAGCCAGUCAACGGUUAUACCUUCUCCAGUUGCAUCACUGAACCGAAUGCUGGUCGUGCCCUCAAUGGCGCUUCUACAACAGAUCCAAAGAUGACGCCCGACAUGUGCACGAAGUUCUGCAAAUCCAAGGGCUUCAAAUAUGCCGGAACUGAGUAUGGAUCCGAAUGCUACUGUGAUAACAGCCUUGCCAGUGGAUCGCUUGCGAUUACUAGCGGCUGUACUAUGCAGUGUGGUGGUGAUACCAAUGAGAUCUGUGGUGGACCCUCGAGGUUAAACUUGUAUGUGUUGAGGAGUGCGUCGUCAGCUUCUUCGACGGUCAGUAAAGCAGCUUCGACGUCAACGAAAGCGGCCUCUACCUCCACGGUGAAAACCUCAGCUACCACCUCAUCUGUGAAAGUUACGACAAGUUCAUCGAAGACUACUUCCACAACGAUCAAGACCUCCAGUAGCACUUCCAAGGCUACCACUACAUCUACUACGCAAUCCUCUUCAUCGGUGAAGUCUUCGACGACGACGGCGAAGGCGACUUCGUCCACCAAUGUCACGUCAAGCUUGAAAACCACUGCGGUUGUCACAUCAUCUGUCAAGACAACAAGUAAGACAACGACCACUUCCGCAAAGACGAUAUCGAAAGCUACGACGUCGGCUUUGAAGAUCACGACGCCGUCCGUCAAGAUCACAACGUCUUCUUCAAAGAUCACGACAUCCCCUGCGAAACCCACGACACCCUCUGUGAAGACUACAGUGAAGACUACAGUGAAGACUACAGUGAAGACUACAGUGAAGACUACUACUUCGUCUAUCAAGACCACGACGCCCGUGAAGACUACGACGCCUGUCAAGACUACCACGUCUUCCGUGAAAACUACGGCGAAUCCUUCUUCGAAGACAUCCGCGACAACGAGUAAGAAAACAACGACCACGACCAAGCCAGUCAGUUCGACUAAGGUUACUUCUACCACCAAGAAGACGACUACCACUACUAGUUCGAAGAGGACAACAGUUCUGCCAACGACUGUGAGGUUGGCCAUCAACACUUCUUCGUCCAAGACAACUUCUAAGACCACGUCAAAGACUACGUCGAAGACAACAUCCAAGUCUACAACGAAGGCUUCCUCCACGACACGCGCGAGUACUACUGCCAAGUCGACUACCUCGGCGAAAUGA